AUGGCGACUCGGGGCCGCCCAAACCCGCGAGGAACACGCCUGCAUGUGUCGGAAAAGUUUCGGGUCGGGUGGGAAGGCUGGGAGUCUCCUCUGCAGCCCCGAGGCGGGAGCGGGGCCUCCGAGUCCGUGUCUUCCUCCGGGUCUCCUCCUCCCUCCCGGCCCUUCCUUCCUCGCCCCGGCCCCGCGCUAGGUGUCGCGGCCUCUCCGGCCCGGAGACGACGCGCGCGAGUAGCGGCGGCCGUGGCGCCGCUCAGCGGGCGGAGGGCGCGCCCCCUCCCGCCCGCUGGCCCCGUGGGGGUGCAGGUCGCCCCGCCAGGAGCCCGCGGCCCUGCCCUUUCACGGGGGCCGCCGCCCGGCUCCGUGGGCCAGAGCUGGGCGCCCGGCGGGCGCGAAGGGCAGCCACCUGCUCCCCGCGCGCGGCGCGGAGCCGGGAACGUCCGACGCCUCUCGGCCCGCUCUGCCCCGCGAUCGCCCCCGCCGCCCUCCUGUUGCUGCGGGGUCUAG
Rangifer tarandus platyrhynchus (Svalbard reindeer) is the source of this 504-nucleotide messenger RNA. The record is from the annotation of a GenBank genome assembly. Lineage: Eukaryota; Metazoa; Chordata; Mammalia; Artiodactyla; Cervidae.